CUAUUGGAGGAGGGACCUCUGCGGUUUGUCAUCCCUGCUCCAGCCCACGCUGGUGUUUGGAAUGCUCUAUCCGGCGUACUACUCCUACAAAGCUGUGAAGACAAAAAAUGUCAAGGAAUAUGUCCGCUGGAUGAUGUACUGGAUCGUCUUCGCCCUCUAUACUGUGAUUGAAACAGUGUCCGAUCAGACCCUUGCAUGGUUUCCCCUGUACUAUGAGCUGAAGAUUGCCUUUGUCAUUUGGCUGCUGUCCCCCUAUACCAGAGGGGCGAGUUUAAUAUACAGAAAGUUCCUUCAUCCUCUUCUCUCUUCAAAGGAAAGGGAAAUUGAUGACUAUAUUGUCCAAGCAAAGGAAAGAGGCUAUGAGACGAUGGUGAACUUCGGGCGGCAGGGUUUGAAUUUAGCGGCUGCAGCGGCUGUGACAGCAGCAGUGAAGAGCCAAGGAGCAAUAACGGAGCGCUUGCGGAGUUUCAGCAUGCAUGAUUUGACAGCCAUCCAAGGUGAUGAGCCUGUGGGACAGAGACCCUACCAGACUUUGCCAGAAGGAAAGAGGAGAAGCAAACAAGCCAGUGAACCAGCAGCCUACGGAAUUCCAGUGAAGGAUGGAGGUGAGCAAACAGACGAAGAGGCCGAGGGGCCGUUCUCGGAUGACGAGAUGGUGACUCACAAGGGGCUGCGGCGGUCCCAGAGCAUGAAGUCUGUCAAGACCAUCAAAGGCCGCAAAGAGGUGCGGUAUGGUUCGCUCAAAUAUAAAGUGAAGAAGAGACCACAGGUGUAUUUUUAGUGUCUACACCUCACCUAUCUCCAGACAAAUAACCCUAACAAAUCAACUUCAUAUUCUAACUCAAUGCAUUCAGGACUUACACUUUAAUUCUUCUGAUUGCAGCAAGGAUGGGAUUUACUUUAAUAAUUUUAAAGAGUUUGUGUUUCUUUAACAAUUACUUUUAGAUAUUAACUGCUAAAUGUAGUUAUGUAAGGUUUAUUGAUGUACAUGUCUAUAACAGCAGUUACAGAGAAUCACAUUAUCUGAUUUCAUCAGCAACACUGAGUGUCUGGGAUCUAAGGAUAAAACACAGACCCAGGGUAUACUUGAAAAGUCUCUCCUUCAGGAUACAACUUGCCUUUCUAGUGUUGCAUCAUGUUUACACCCACCCAUCCGUGCCGCCCGCAUCUGUCACAGGAGGGUGGUGACAGCCACUGAGCAGCCAGUGUCGUGACAAAGACAUAGUGUAAGGUGGUGACAUGUCCUUUACAUAAGCCUUGGAAUCGUUCCACCAUGAGUUCAAAGUCUUUGAAACAGAUGUUUGAAAACCAGAUGUCCACACAGCACUUUCCUGGCUGGUUUUGCACACUUGAAAAUUGUUUACUUAUUUUAUGACUGUACAUUUACUUUAAAUUUUAUUGAUGCUGUCUUUUUUGUUGUUGUCUUAUAUUCUGACAUGUCAAAAUUAUGCCUUCAAAUGCAUCAUCUCCUUUUCCUAUGUGUUUGUUUUAUUUGUUAAAUUCAUUUGAUUUAUACUAGAGACACAUAGCUAACACUCAUUAAUUUUUUUCUUUCUGAUUUUUGUCUUUUGAGAUAAGGUCUCUUGUAACCCAAGGGUGGCCUUAAACUCCUGUCCUAUUCUUGCUUCCACCACACAGUUGAUGGGAUAACAGGUGUGUAUUAUCACACCUGACUGAUUUUAACUGCUUUUUAAUUAGUUAUUAACAUGAACCAGUUUCUAUCGUUGAAUUUGAUGUGUUUUUAUCAGCAACAAUUAUAUUAUUUUAUGUUUUAAAAUGUAGAUUUUUGGAAGAGAGUCAAGACCAGUAUAUCACUUAGUGUUUUCUUCUUUCUUGCUUGCUUGCUUUCUUGCUUUCUGCUUUUUUUUUCUUUG
Messenger RNA from Microtus ochrogaster (prairie vole), 1874 nucleotides. It is a transcript of the gene Reep3, whose product is annotated as receptor accessory protein 3. NCBI's taxonomy places the organism in Eukaryota, Metazoa, Chordata, Mammalia, Rodentia, Cricetidae. The record is from RefSeq and is a predicted model, not a curated record. Gene Ontology annotation, molecular function: microtubule binding. The coding region runs from base 62 to 781 and encodes 239 amino acids. The transcript is spliced from 8 exons. Gene Ontology annotation, cellular component: endoplasmic reticulum membrane; cytoplasmic microtubule; endoplasmic reticulum tubular network. Gene Ontology annotation, biological process: endoplasmic reticulum tubular network organization.